Messenger RNA from Punica granatum (pomegranate), 4488 nucleotides. NCBI's taxonomy places the organism in Eukaryota, Viridiplantae, Streptophyta, Magnoliopsida, Myrtales, Lythraceae. The record is from RefSeq and is a predicted model, not a curated record.
AGGAAAGGAUCUUCUUCCGUCUCUGCUCUGUUCUGUUCUUCGUCUGCCAGUGUUUGUCUGCACAUGGAAUCCCCUGUUCCUGCGCUACACAUUUCUUUACAUUAUUAGAACAAAAGGAACAGAGGACGUAAUGGAGUGUAUUUCUUUAUGCGCUCUUACUUCUUAGCCAUGUGAUGAUGCCUGCUUUUGCAAGCAACAACAGCUCACCCUUCUCCACCUUCUCCUUCUCCUUCAUCAUCAACUCCCCCCUAGCCCACCACUCACUCAUUUCCCUCAGCCCCACAACUCAGCAGUGCGUUGCCCUCGACAUCGUCCGGUCCAUUUCUCGCCUGCUCCCUCUUCUCUGGUUAGCCGGGUGCUGUUGGUUUCAAGUUCCGGGGAUGGAGGUUGAAGAGUGAUGAUUCUUUCACUGAUGUGAUGCAAGCUCGGGAAGAACAGCUCCUUCUUCAGCUCUCUAGGCCGAUCGACUCUUCUCGAACCACCUGCCCUUUGCUUUCCAAGAAAAUGGAGAGAAAGUUGCUAGUUUUCCUGGUUGUUUCCUCGAUUUGGUCGGUCUUCUUACCCUUCGUAUUGGCAAACCCGGUUGAGGACAAGCAAGCUCUGCUCGAUUUCCUUGAGAGUAUCUCUCACUCUCCCCGACUGAACUGGAACAAGGACUCCUCCGUUUGCCAGUCUUGGACCGGAGUCAAAUGCAGCGCCGAUGAAUCUCGAGUCAUCGCUCUCCGAUUACCAGGAGCCGGCCUCCGAGGCAUCAUCCCACCAAACACUCUCAGUCGUUUAACGGCAAUUCAGCUACUGAACCUGAGAAUGAACAGGCUGUCAGGUUCUUUUCCUCCAGAUUUUUCGAAUUUCAGAAACUUAACUGGCCUGUAUCUGCAGCGGAACAAUUUCUCCGGCCCACUGCCUCAGGACUGGUCUGUAUGGAAAAAUCUUACUGUUCUCGAUCUGUCCUACAAUCAUUUCGACGGUAGCAUCCCGUCUUCAAUCUCAAACCUGACGUACCUUACGUACUUCAAUCUCGAGAAUAACUCUCUCUGGGGCGAAAUCCCCGACCUGAUCCUUCCCCAACUGCUGCAGCUAAAUGUUGCGAACAACCACCUCACUGGCCCUGUACCCCCUUCCCUUAAGAGGUUCCCGAGCUCAGCGUUUCUUGGGAACAACGUCUCGUUCGACUCGGAUGCUGUUCCCCCUGCUCUCCCUCUUCAGCCCCCAACAGCUCAGCCAAAGAAGGAAAACAAGAAGCUCACGGGGUCCGCACUGCUAGGAAUCGUGAUUGGAGCAUGCGUAGUGGGUUUUACAGCAUCCGCAGUGCUCAUGAUAUGUUGCUGCUCAAACAGGACAAGCAGCGCGGAUGGGCCCAAUGCAGGUGCUACGGAGAAGAAGCAGAGGAAGGUUUCUUCUAAGAAGAAAGGAGGAGCAGCCCUGGAGAAGCCGGACAAAGAGGAGAAGCAGCUCGUGUUCUUCGAAGGGUGCAAUUACGCAUUCGACCUCGAGGACUUGCUCACAGCCUCAGCAGAGGUGCUUGGAAAGGGGACCCACGGGACGGCCUACAAGGCGGCUUUAACGGACACAACCACGGUAGUAGUCGUGAAGAGGCUGAAGGAAGUGGCUGCAGGGAGGAAGGAGUUCGAGCAGCAGAUGGAGAUGAUCGGAAGAAUUCGGCAUGAGAACGUGGUCCCACUGAGGGCGUACUACUGCUCCAAGGACGAGAAGCUGCUUGUCUAUGAUUACUAUAGUCCAGGGAGCGUCUCGUCUCUUCUGCAUGGUGGUAGAGGAGGGGAAGGGAGAGCCCCACUGGAAUGGGAAACCAGGCUCAAGAUUGCCAUUGGGACUGCAAGGGGUCUUGACCUCAUCCACAAGCAGAAUGGCGGGAAGCUCGUCCACGGAAACCUGAAGGCCUCUAACGUCUUCCUGAACUCCAAAGGGCAUGGGUGCAUCUCUGACGUAGCCCUUGCCCCAGUGAUGAAUCAAGUCCCUCCACAGCUAGUGCGUAUCACCGGGUACCGCGCCCCAGAGGUGACAGAUUCUCGGAAGCCGACCCAGGCCUCAGAUGUGUACAGCCUUGGGGUGAUUCUACUGGAGCUUCUCACUGGUAAGUCACCUGUGCAUGCCACCGGCAGCGAUGAGGUGGUCCAUCUGGUCCGUUGGGUCCAUUCUGUGGUGAGAGAAGAGUGGACCGCGGAGGUCUUUGAUGUUGAGCUUCUUAGAUAUCCAAACAUCGAGGAGGAGAUGGUGGAGAUGUUACAGAUUGGGAUGGCAUGCGUCGUAAGAGUGCCCGAACAGAGGCUGAAGAUAUCAGAUGUAGUUGGAAUGGUGGAGGGUAUCCGUCGGAUGGGCUCCACUGACCCGCCAACAUCUGAGAUCAAAUCAGAGCAUUCGAGCUCGACUGCCACGCCGGUGGCAGCUGAGGCAGCGUCUUCUUCAGCUUUGCAGGCUCAAAUAGCAUCAGCUGUGAUUAUACAGCCUCAAGUAGGCUCCUCGGCAGCUUCUCAGUCUCAAGCAGGAUUACCUUCAGCGACUACACAUGUAUGUAUGGACAUCGUCCUAGUUCAGCCCUGGAGUCUCCUGAAGGAGGCUCUUCAAUUGCGUGUAAAGUUCCUCUUAGAUAUCGCACCUGCUUUGGUAACUGUACAUCUGCAGAAUGCAAUAGCUACUUCCUUGUCAAGGACAAAUCGGCUAGUUGAUGCUUCAGAUCAUACCGUCUCUGUUAAUCCACAAGAACCAGACGAUGGAUUAGACAGCAAAGCUAAUCUCAAUUUUCUAGUGGAAAGAUGUUUGAUCCUGCAGUAUCUUCAUCACUCCACCAUCUCAUUUUUGCCAUUGAAAGUUUCUUGUGACAAUGGACAGAAGAUCUCUCUCGGAAGGAAAUCCCAGGGACGGGGGAGCUACUCACGGCUCAGUGGAGGUGACAUUGGGCCUGAGCCCCCUAAACAGUCUACAAAGCGCGAACUCGGUAAGCUCAUGUUCCCUCAGGACUGCGGUUACAAAUUUGAAAUCGAGGACAUGUUAAGGGCAUCGGCAGAGGUGCUUGGCAGAGGCUCUUUCGGGACAUCAUAUAAGGGGAACCUGGAGGAUGGGCCCACGAUUGCUGUCAAAAGGUUGAAAAUGGCAAAUACAGCCACAACCGAGUUCGAGAAACUGACAGAAAAGAUAUCGAGUAUUAGGCACGAGAAUGUAGCUACCUUGCGGGCGUACUACUGUGACAAGCACGAGCGGCUUCUUGUUUAUGAUUACUAUGAUCGAGGAAGCAUGUCAUCUCUUUUACAUGGUAAAGAAGGUAAGGUUGUGGCUCCUAUGACCUGGGAUAAUAGGCUUAAAAUGGCCAUUGGAGCAGGCAGAGGCAUUGUUCACAUCCACAGGCAAGAAGGUGGGAAACUCUUCCAUGGGAACUUAAAGCCCUCGAAUAUCCUUGUAAAUUCUCAAGGAUACGGAAUUGUGUCAGACGUCCUCUUCCCGUCUCUGAUGAACCAUGUUGAGCGGCAACCAACCACCAAAUACGAGGCCCCCGAAGUUGCAGUGAAUGGGCGGUCCCAGCAAUCAGAUGUUUACAGCUUCGGGGUCCUUUUGCUGGAGCUUCUCGUUCGGAAGUUUGAGCCCGCCCCGAGCAAUGGUGAGUUGAGAGACUUUGUUCAAUGGGGGAAGGGUGUGAGUAGAGAGGUGGACAACGGAGAAAUCUUUGAUAUCCCUCUAAGGGAUCAACCGAGUAUACUGAAAGAGCUGCAGGAGGCAUUCCAUUUAGGGAUCCUGUGCGUGCAAAAAUUGCCUGAAGAGAGACCAAAGAUGGUGCAUGUGGUGUUUCUGUUGGAGGAAUUCUUGCACUGAGGACGAAGGAGGGAGAGCUAAGGAGGAAAAACUGUUAUUAUAGUUGUGAUUGGAAAGUGCUGAAUGAUGCUGUUGUAAAAUAAUAGCAACUCGAAAUACAAUUCAUGACCAUCGCGGCGUUGUCCAAUCUUUUUGGUCAAAUCCAACAUUGGAAUUCCUUUAUCAUAAAUUGUGCAAAGUCCAAGAAAAAAAAUGAGCAGCAUUCAAGCAAGCAAGCAGCGAUUCAUGAAACCCAACAGCAUCUGCUGAAAAUUUAAGCACAGCAAGAGCACUAGACUGUCGAGAGCAUGAACACAAGAUGCUUCGAAUAAUACAGUUGCAAAGUUGAGACAUCGUAUCCCUCGACCAUUACCGUGUUGGGAUUGUUUAUGUGGGAGGAGCCGCUUUGCUGUGUGAUGUUGCCAGGAUAUUUCAACAUCUUAAUCACCAACUGUUGUGUUUGAUGUGCAGUGAUCAAGCAGAGCAACAACAUUCUUUUGCUCCUGUCUUUGAUCUGCUGUGAUUAGCAAGCAAUAACAUUCUAUUUCAUUUUUUCCAUUGAAGGUUUCUUUUAACAAUGUAAAAUCAUUGACAUAGCAGUUGGUAGGAAGAGUAUCUUCAAUCUUUAGGAGUGUUUCCGAAUGGUCAAUGCCCUGUUUCUUCAUUUAUUUUAUUUUUUUUCACUUU